AUGGACCUCCCGCGACAAUACUUUAUGAUCAGGUUCGGAGAAGAAGAUGAGUAUUUGGCGGCGCUUGCAGGGGGGCCUUGGAGAGUGUUCGGGAGUUACCUUGUGGUACAAGCAUGGACACCAUCCUUCGAUCCCAUAAAUGAUGAUAUCGUAACGACCCCUGUGUGGAUACGGUUGGCAAAUAUCCCUAUCAAUUUCUAUCACAAAUCCAUCUUGAUGGGAAUCGCUAAGGGGCUAGGAAAACCGGUCAAAGUGGAUUUAACGACGUUAAACUUCGAAAGGGCAAGAUUCGCCAGGAUUUGCGUUGAGGUGAACCUGAGAAAACCUUUGAAGGGCUUGAUAGUGAUAAACGGAGACAGAUACUUUGUAUCAUAUGAAGGUCUAUCGCAAAUCUGUUCUAGCUGUGGGAUGUUUGGCCACUUGGUGCAUAAGUGUCCGAAUGUAAUCCAAGAGCGAACGGCCAUUGACAGGACCUCUAAAGUUCAGAGAACCAAUCCGGCGGAAGCACCUCAGGGUUCUAAUUGUAACUCAGGUCAAGCACGCCAGGAGGAGGACGGGUUUACGCUGGUACGUCAUUCCGGUAGGAGAGGGGAAAGUUCGAGGAGUAAGAUGGCGACAGGGAACCAGAGAGAGAGUUCCGGCCGAAACCUCCGGGAGAUCCCUCGAAUUAAGGAAACAUCGAAUAUUAUGGUUUCAAACAAUUUUGGAAGGUUGAUGGAAGAUUUGGAAUCUCCGGAGAUAAGGCAAGAAGUGGUUGGUCAAGAUGAGAAUAAGGAGAAUGAGAUUAUUCAGGGAAAUGCGAAUAUUCAGAUUCAGAAAAAUCAAACGAAGAGUGUGAAUCGCGAAUCAGGAGUGAGUUUGCGGGAAAUUCAAACGGGAGCCGACCCAAAGUAA
This is a messenger RNA of Brassica oleracea var. oleracea, 894 nucleotides long. RefSeq lists its product as uncharacterized. The transcript has a single exon. Gene Ontology annotation, molecular function: nucleic acid binding; zinc ion binding. The record is from RefSeq and is a predicted model, not a curated record. NCBI's taxonomy places the organism in Eukaryota, Viridiplantae, Streptophyta, Magnoliopsida, Brassicales, Brassicaceae. Bases 1 to 894 code for a protein of 297 amino acids.